Messenger RNA from Mugil cephalus (flathead mullet), 4716 nucleotides. RefSeq names its product golgin subfamily A member 7-like. The record is from RefSeq and is a predicted model, not a curated record. NCBI's taxonomy places the organism in Eukaryota, Metazoa, Chordata, Actinopteri, Mugiliformes, Mugilidae. Gene Ontology annotation, cellular component: palmitoyltransferase complex; Golgi stack. Gene Ontology annotation, biological process: Golgi to plasma membrane protein transport; protein targeting to membrane; peptidyl-L-cysteine S-palmitoylation. Bases 97 to 528 code for a protein of 143 amino acids. The transcript has 6 exons.
CCGGAACGUUACUCGACAAAGGUUCUUCUCCGGACGUCUUAUUUCGUAGUACGUGCUAAACUCCUAGCGGAAGAUAAACAGAAAUACUGUACAAACAUGGCAGAGACUCACAGCUUGCAGGACAUGAGGCAGCAAGCCGCAAUCGCUGCCAAAGUCUUCAUCCAGAGAGAUUACACCAAUGGCACCGUGUGCCAGUUCCAGACCAAGUUCCCCUCUGAGCUGGAGACCAGGAUUGACAAGCAGCAGUUUGAGGAGACGGUGCGGACGCUCAACAACUUGUACGCUGAAGCAGAGAAGCUGGGAAGCCAGUCGUACAUUGAAGGUUGUCUGGCUUGCCUCACAGCUUACAUGGUCUUCCUGUGUAUGGAGACUCACUACGAGAAGGUUCUGAAGAAGAUUGCCAAGUUUAUCCAGGAACAAAAUGACAAGAUCUACGCACCGAGAGGCCUCCUGCUCACUGAUCCCAUUGAGAGAGGCCUGCGAGUUAUUGAGGUCACCAUAUUCGAAGACAGAAGCCUGACUAGAUAAAAGCUAACACGGAAUGGAAAACAAGGGGUUGGAGUCUAAGAGCAGUAAUAAAAGUGGGUUUUCUCGGUAUGUUCCCUGGUGUCCAGCGCUCUCAUGCAGCAUGCCUCCUCCUGCAUUUAAAGAAAAAUCCCACAUCAAAGUUUCAGGCUUUUUCAUGUGUGAGUAAUAUCAGUUAACUGCCUUACCACUGGGGGGAGGUUCCAUAAGUAUUUAAAGGAUCAUUCUGCUUAUUUUAUGACUUUACGCCAUAUAGCGGCCAGCGUUUUUGUCAUAUAGUCACAGAGGGAUUUAUCCACACAGAGUUCACAGUCUAGAGAACAUUCAUGAGCCAAACCCAGCAGCUGUAUCCAAAAACUGAUGAAGUGUCCUUUCAACACAAUGGCACUCUUCCUGCACUAACAUGUCUCUAAGUAGCUGUAAUCAAACAAUUAUCACAUUUUAGUUAAAAUAGCCCAUUUCCUUGUUUACAUUACUGGCCGCCAGACGUCUACCACAUUGGUAUCAUGUCUGAGGAAGAGGAGGAGAGGAAUUUUAUGAUGGCUCGAGUGUUUCAGUGAUAGACUUUGUUGUGACCGAAAGCAAUAUUUAAUAUGUAAUAUAAUAUGCAAGGAAUUGUUUUAAACACAUAAUCUGAUCUCAUGUUUCAUUUGGGUUACACAUCUACUGGUUCUGCUCACUGAACUGAAAACCGGUGGCUUAUGUUUCUCUCUUGACAUUUUAUUGUUGUUCUUAUGUUUCUUGUCACUGAUGCACCUGAGAAGGAGUUCUUAUUUACUGCAUAUAUGAAAAUGUGAAUCCAGCAGAGGAGCUGGCUGAUGACCAUGAUAAUUGGCUAAGGUUUGGUCACUUGUGUGUCUAAACUCUAAGCCCAUGAGUUAUAAUCGAGUGUUUGCCUGCUGGGUUACAUGGCAUCUCACAGUGGUUUUCCUUGACUCAUCCAACACUUUGGAUUUCCUGCCCAAGAUAUGUAAUUGCUUUCCAAAAACCACAGGGACAAGUUAUUUCAACUAUUAUGCGACGCCAGUACAUGGCUGAAUGAGUGACUGUGUGUCGCCAUUUCCUGUGGAGUUUCUUAUCCACGGUCAACAAUUAUAACUGGGUCGAUGUUGACGGCUAAGGUUUGGUCAUUAAUCUGGAGACAGACCUACGAAGUACCACUCAUAAAGCUCUUACUAAGCUAAGGUUAGAAGGUUAGUAGCUUUGGUAGCAGUGCUGUUACAACAAGUUGUUGCAUCUGAAUGGUGCAUCUAACUCAGAGACAUAUAACCUUAUUUCAAAUUGAAGAUAAACUGAUAGAUGUACCUCAAGACUUAGUUUCAUGACUUGACAUGACAUGAAUAUGUGUAGAUCAUUUGUUAGUUACACUAAUGCUCAUUGAGGAAAUUUGAAUCCAGUGCAGUAAUACUAGACUGCACAAGUAACAAUUAAAACUACUGCACAGAGAAUUCUUCACAUUGGAGAUAGAGUUUACGUGUCUACUAACACAGUUUUCAGGCUUUAAAUAAUAGAAUGCCACCAAUAGAGAGCCACCAAGUGUAAUUUGUCCAAGGUGGUUUCUUUAAUGGGUCAAGUGUUGAAAUUAUUAUAAAGAAAGUUACUGAUAUGUUAAACUACUCUGGAAAUGAUUCACCAAGUCACAAAUAAUACAUUUUUCAAAGGGUGUGUUAUCAUUUUGAGAGGCGGCAUUUCUUUCUCGGUCAAACUUCUUAUCCUCGUUUGUUAAAGUAGUUUCAUCAGGAGGAUUCUUCUCCAGUUAUUAUUAUUAUCCCAUAUUCAUUCAUAUAAUUCUACAACCUUUUGAAACGUCAGGGUAUGAUCAUCAAAAACAGAUGACUCUUUUAUAUAUCUGCUGAACUUUUGUUCUUAGGAGAACAUCUUAUCCCAUAAAUUGUUUCAUUCUACACUACAAUAAAUCCCUUCUUUUUCCUCAUGUGUGCAGCUCAUUUAGGAUGUGCUGGGUCCAGUUCAUACUGAAAAGUACUUUGUACAGAUUCUGGACAGGACCCAGUCUGCUCUGUAGCAUAGACACCACCAUGUCUAUGGCACAGUAAGACAUACCCUGGAAAUGCUUUACUCUGGGAAUGUUAUGUUUGGCAACAAUUUUGAGAGUGUACACCCCUGUGGAAGGAUAAACUACUGCCCUGCUACCGUACAGGCACAUGCGGAGAUUAAUCUUCUCAUUUGAAAUUCCUGCUGAGCGCCUCGAUACAUAUACAUGUCCUGUAGAGGAAUGUAAACCCAAAACUUUUAUAAGCAGUUGUUGAUAGAAGGGUGCACCAGGGCCAGCGAGCAGACUGAGAACACAUACUGUACACCCAUCCUUCCCAGUUCCCACUUGCCAGCUUCUCUCGUCCUCUGUCUCCUCCAGGUUUAGACUGAAACGCCGUGUCUGACCAGCAAUAAGCCGUUUAUAAUAGUCAGAAAAUCAACCUCAGUUAGGUUUUCUUAAUAACAGCUGGACACUAGAAUAGUUACAGGACAAAAGCCCAAAAUAAUGAACUAGCAGAUCCGGUAAAUGUGCUGAAGGGAUCUUCUGAGUUCAUUGAGACGCAUUAGGUUCCAUAAUAUAGUCCAGAAAGAACAUCUUAACUGCUCAGAGACUUUGGGAGUGAUUAGAAGUUCUUUUCAAAAUAAAACUCGCCAUCAUUCUAGUUCAUCAGAAUACCUUCUUAAUUAGUCGAGUAUAAUACUUCUGAAUAGUAGGCAUGUUGUUAUUGGCCCAUGGCUGCUCCAGAACACAAAGCCUUUCUUUCCCAUUCAGCCUCCAUCCUGGUCGUAGCUAGCAGGAUGAGUCAGGAUCUUUGGUUUCUGGGAGCCUCCCAGGUGAAAGGCUGAACAGCAUGAUGGAUCGGCCUCUAGCGGGAUGACUGCAGGGUAGAAAAACAGACUUGGCCCGUUCAGCUCAUGCCUGCCGAGCAUCCAUUCAGAGGCAGAUGGCGCCAUGUCGGCGUCCUGGCAUCUCAUCCAAGCAGCGUUCUGCCUGUGAUAAGGUGUCAUUUGGCUCCACGUACAAACUCGCCGCCCAGCCGCGGCACGUCAGCAGAGCUGUAAAUUAGGCUGCACACAUGAGAAUAUUUAGUGUCAGCGAGGAAUGUUGGACAAGGGGGAAAGCAUGAAUAGCGUUCAUCGUUUGUUGGUUGUUGUUUUCUUUGAGGCAGGUGAGGAAUUAGUUUUUUUCCUAACCUGCCAAGAUCAUCUUCACAGGCCAGAGUAAGAGAAUUUAACUGAAGUGGUGCUUUUUAAUGUACAUGUAAAUUAUCAUGAGAACGUUUCAACAACACCACAUAUUAUAUUUACACAUGAUAGAAGUGAUAGAACUGCACCUGCUCGCAAUACGAAUACUUCAGUGAAACCGAAGCUAGAUGAGUGGCGGUGUAGGUGUGAUACAGAUCGCUCACUUAAAUAUUUGCAUAAGCUGCACCAACGCGCUCACAAACAGAUGUGUAAACUGAACCAAAUCCAACACCUCUCACUGUCAGCCAGGUUAGCGCCACUGCUCUAAACAAAGAUUAAAACUCAGAUUAAAACUGAGUUGUAUUUUAUGUUAACAAGCUGCAGUGUGUCUUGUUGUUAUAAGUUGUACAAUGUGCACAGGCCAAAAAGUUUUUAGAAUGAAAUGUAGAAGUAGUGAAGCUUGGAGAAAAAAAAGCUUUAAAGAGCAGUAAAAGUUAUCAAAGUUUUAUUGAAGGGUCUGAAACUAGAGCAACCGGACAUACACAGUUUGUUGUUUUGCCACCCAAGAAGCUCCAUCAGCUCUGAAGUGAAGAGAAGAAGCUACUUCAACAGUCGUGGUAAAUAAAUUUUACUGCACAGGCUGCACUAAUACACCGUCAUUAAAACAGAAGGUGUUUGAUUCAUUUUCAUAUUUAACAUGUGACUAAAGCAAAUUAAUCACAGGUAUUUUGAUUUAUUAUCAGCCCGGGUUGAAAUGUAAUCACUGCCAGUGGCCAAAGUCACUUUCAGAAUAUGAGAAGAAGUCUAGUAAAAUGUUUACACUUGGACAACCCCCUCUCAUCAUUUCUAUGCCGCCGCGGUGGGAACGUGGAACUCAAAAAUGCCAAAUAAAUGAAAAGAAAAAUGACGUCCUGACAAACAAUCGCAGUAGAACUUGCUAUGAUAAUAACUGUGUUGUGGAAAGCUAUCAUUAAUGCUCCUUUAGCGCUGUGUCUCUGACUAAUCUGUCUGUUU